UAUACUGGUUUCGGGGUUUCUGAUUAGGGUUUGUUUGAUUAAUGGAGGUUGUUGUGCAGGGAUCGGAGGGUGAGGACUCAGACCCUAACGCGCCUUCCUCGGGGAACAGUCCAAGCAGCAACAAUGAGCAGAAGAAAACCUGCGCCGAUUGCGGCACCACUAAGACUCCACUCUGGAGGGGAGGUCCGGCAGGGCCUAAGUCUCUGUGCAACGCCUGCGGGAUCAGAAGCAGGAAGAAGAAGAGAGCGAUUAUGGGGAUAAGCAAGGGGAACAACGAGGAUGGGAGAAAGGGGAAGAAGAGUGGCGGCGCCGGGGCCGCCGCUAUCGGUGGUGGCGCGUUGGGGAGGGAGGUAUUGUUGCAUCGAUCACGUUGGAAUAGUGGAGGCCUUGUUGGAGUAGUCGUUGAUAGAGGCAUUGACCGGAGUUAG
This is a messenger RNA of Vigna umbellata (rice bean), 428 nucleotides long. Lineage: Eukaryota; Viridiplantae; Streptophyta; Magnoliopsida; Fabales; Fabaceae. The record is from RefSeq and is a predicted model, not a curated record.